GGAGUUGCAUGCUUAUUGCCUCUUUCUCGUUUACAGUUCAUUUUCACCCAUUCUCUUACUUUUUGACUAAGAACACUUCUUAAAAAAAAUGGCAGAAAACACAAGUCCAGCUAUCACUAUGACUUGUGAGGUUUGUUCAGAGUAUUAUACUGACCCCCUCAUGCUUCCCUGUCUUCACUCAUUCUGUAAGAAGUGUCUAAUGAAAGCUAAAGAGAAGCAAGGUAGUGCUGAUACCUCAUUAAAGUGUCCAACGUGUGACACUAGCGUUAAUUUACCUGAUGGUAAAAUUGAAGGCCUCACUCAAAACCUUUGGUUUGAACAUAAAUCAAAAGAGGCUUCGAUCAAAAAGAAGAUCGUCAACAAGGAAGCAAUAUCGUGUGAUGAAUGUGAUGAUUCCAGUGAUGCAGCUGUUGUGUAUUGCUGUGAUUGCGGCCAGUUUUUGUGCGAUUAUUGUAAGAAAGGUCAUAAGCGAAACAAGAAAAAAGCCAAUCACAAGUUGAUCGAUCUAGAAACAAAGGAAUCCAUUGAACUGCCUACUGUCAAGCAUGAGGCAGUUUACUGUGCACGUCAUUUAGACCAAAAGCUGACGUACUAUUGCAACGAUUGCAAUAAACUGGUUUGUCCAAUAUGUCUUAACGUUAAGCAUAAAAGUCACAAUUACAAUGAUUACCUUGAUGAAGGUGAAGCAGCACGUAAAGCAUUAAAGGAAAGUGUUGCUAGUUGUGAUGGAGUCACUCCUCCAGUCACUGAAGCUAUUGCUAAUGGAGAGAAGAUGCUAGAGCAGAUAGCAACACGUAAAGAAGAAGUAAGGCAGGAAAUCAAGGAAACAUUUGAAGAGCUUAAAGCUGCUUUAGAUAAGAGAUGCAAUGAUCUACUAAUGGAGACAGAAGAGAUUGCUAGCACUAAGAGGAAUUGUGUCAAGAAGCAGUUGGACGGGUUUCGUAAACUGGUAAAACAGGUUUCUCAUGGUCGUGAUCUUGCAUCAUCAGUGAGUGAGCGUACUGAUCCAGGUGAAGUUCUGAGUGUUAAGAAGCUAAUCACCAAUCAACUAGAGGAAUGCAUUGAAGAGUAUAAGAAUUUACCUCUAGAAAUAGAAGAAAAUGAAGUGAUUGUAACACGUCUAGAUACGUCUAUUUUAAGUAAAGAAAUCAAUGAAUUUGGAAGUGUCUCUGAGGUAGAUAUAGAUGCAUACUCCAUUGAUAGUGGGUUAGCUAUUCCAUUGGCAACAGUAAAGAAAGAAAGGAAAUUCAAAGUGUCUCUACCAGCAGGCAUUGAUAAAGCAGCAAGCUAUUUAAAGGGUUCCUUUAUCAAAAGUGAUGGUAGUAAAGAGGAGGGUAGAGUUGUUAUAGUUAAUGAUAACACAGCCAUUGUAUCAUGCACACCUCAAAGUAUUGGUGGAUAUGAACUAUCAGUGACUAUAAGAGGUCACCAUAUUAAAGGUAGUCCUUAUCAACUGUCAGUAAAAGCAUCAAGAGACUAUACCACACUGACUAACCAGAGAUCCUUUAAUGUGGGAAAUUAUACUAGUGGUGUUGCUGUUCAUACUAAUGGUGAAGUAUAUGCUAGUAGUUAUGAUGGGUUUGUUCAGGUAUUUAGUGAGGAUGGUACUACAGUAAGAAGGAUUGGAUCUAAAGGUAAUGGUAAUGGACAGUUUGAAUAUCCUUGGGGUUUAUUGCUGGUAGGAGAUAGGCUCUAUGUGUCUGAUGCUAAUCUUCAUCGUGUGCAGUAUUUCUCAGCUACUACUGGUCAGUAUAUUGGUCAGUUUGGUAGUAAAAGUAAUGGAAGUGUGCAAUUCUUGAAACCUGAAGGCAUGUCUAUUGAUUAUAAAGGUAAUAUAUUAGUAGCUGAUUACAGCAACAAAAGAGUACAAGUGUUUAAAGAAGAUGGUACAUUUGUACAAGUCAUACAAUGUGAUGGUUAUGCAUCUGAUGUAGCAGUUGAUAAUGAAGGAAAGAUACACGUUACCAUUUUGGAUCAAAAUUAUAUUCAAGUCUUCUCUCCUGAUGGUAAAUCUCAUCUUGAUACAUACAAUAAUCCAGCUGGUAACUUUAAUGAUCCCAAUGGUAUUGCUAUUGAUGAUGAAGGAUAUAUCUUUGUAUCAGCUUAUAAUGGUGGUACCUCUUAUCUUCAUGUAUUGAGUCCUGGCAGGAAACAAGUUAAAUUAAUCUCAGGACCUAACCCAUUUGGUAUAGCACUGGAUAAGGAUGGAUAUAUUUAUGUUGCUGACAAUAGCAACAAAUGUAUAAUGAAAUAUUAAAGUAGUCUUUUAAUAAAACUGCAAUAAACUGUAAGCUGAUAAGUGACUGUAGAAACAUAAACUUGUACCUAUAGCAUGAAAAGAUGUUAUAAUAAUUCUUUUUUUUGAACGAAAUUAUUUUUAAAAUUUGAAAUACAAAAUU
Amphimedon queenslandica is the source of this 2399-nucleotide messenger RNA. Its product is annotated as E3 ubiquitin-protein ligase TRIM71-like. NCBI's taxonomy places the organism in Eukaryota, Metazoa, Porifera, Demospongiae, Haplosclerida, Niphatidae. The record is from RefSeq and is a predicted model, not a curated record. Gene Ontology annotation, molecular function: zinc ion binding; protein binding. The coding region runs from base 89 to 2257 and encodes 722 amino acids. The transcript is spliced from 2 exons.